Messenger RNA from Anopheles funestus (African malaria mosquito), 1315 nucleotides. It is a transcript of the gene Ak2, whose product is annotated as adenylate kinase. Gene Ontology annotation, cellular component: mitochondrion; cytoplasm. Bases 363 to 1085 code for a protein of 240 amino acids. Lineage: Eukaryota; Metazoa; Arthropoda; Insecta; Diptera; Culicidae. The transcript has 3 exons. The record is from RefSeq and is a predicted model, not a curated record. Gene Ontology annotation, molecular function: ATP binding; AMP kinase activity. Gene Ontology annotation, biological process: ADP biosynthetic process.
UGGAGAUUUGAUCAUCUUGGUCACGUUGCUGAGAAAACAAUCGUAUGGUAUAAACGGCAUGACAGUCAGCGGUGUGGAUAGGAAAACGUGCCAAACAAACAUCGACACAACAUAAAGGAAAGAGAUGACCGUGAAAAUUUAAUAUAAAAGACAGAGAAACGGUGAUAAGCAUAGAUCAUGCUAAAGAGUAAGAGGAAGAAAACAUUCCUUCGCUAAAUUGUGCGUGUGUGCGGAUGCGGGGAAUACUUGUGGCAAAAUUAUCGUGCUUUUGCCGUUGUACCUUCACUGAGCAAGCAAGGAAUUGGAGCCUGUGGUGCUAAUUUUAUCAACGCUUUGAAAAGUAGCUAUCCCGGACUGUUGAAAUGGCACCUAACGCAGCGGAACCACUGGCCAGGCCUGCAACCACAUCAACUGGCAUUAAUGCCAUUUUGCUAGGACCGCCCGGGUCCGGCAAAGGAACACAGGCGCCGCUGCUAAAAGAGAAAUAUUGCGUAUGUCACUUGUCUACGGGAGAUAUGCUGCGAGCGGAGAUAGCCGCCGGGUCCAAGCUUGGUGCACAGCUGAAAAAGGUGAUGGAUGAGGGCAAGCUGGUUUCGGAUGAGUUGGUGGUGGACAUGAUCGAUUCCAACCUGGACAAACCGGAAUGUCGCAAUGGAUUUUUGCUGGACGGUUUCCCCCGGACGGUAGUGCAGGCGGAGAAGUUAGACAGUCUGCUGGAAAAGCGUAAAACUGGCCUGGAUGCGGUAAUUGAGUUCGGCAUCGACGAUAGUCUGCUGGUGCGACGCAUCACCGGUCGGUUGAUCCACCAGGCAAGUGGUAGAUCGUACCACGAAGAAUUUGCACCACCAAAGGUCCCGAUGUGCGACGACGUGACCGGCGAACCGUUGAUGCGGCGUAGUGACGACAAUGCGGACGCGUUAGUGAAGCGACUGGACGCAUAUCACAAGCAAACGAAACCAUUAGCCGAUUAUUACGCACUGCGAGGGUUGCAUUUCCGCGUGGACGCAGCCAAAAGUGCAUCGGACGUGUUUGGUAAUAUCGACAGCAUCUUUACCAAGCAGCGGGCACAUCGAUUGAGCUUGUAAAGGCAGCUGCAUUCGGCACACGACAACGGAUGACACUCGGAACAUGCAACCAGCUAACUACCUGUGACUUCUUUUACAUUACUUUUAAAUUUAACACUAACGUCGCUGUUUGACGGGUGCUUCGCAUUUCCCACCAUUAUGUCACGACCAUAUGUGUACACUGGUAGUAAGAGUUUAAAGUUCUUGUUGUUCAACAAUAAAACGAGAAAAGCAAUCAAUGUCAACAAGUA